Messenger RNA from Caenorhabditis angaria, 871 nucleotides. The record is from the annotation of a GenBank genome assembly. Lineage: Eukaryota; Metazoa; Nematoda; Chromadorea; Rhabditida; Rhabditidae.
AUGAACCGCGGAGUCAUUUUGAAUUCGCGGAGGCUUUUUGAUUUGGUAGCGCGAAGGCAUUUUGCGGAGGCAUUCGAAAAUGCCUUCGGAGGCAUUUUGCGAACCCAUUCGGUAUUUGCCAAUAAUACUAAUUGUUUUUAUUAUCGAUUUAUUUUUAAUUGUGGAAUUUGGUUUAUUGGAACAACUCCAAUCUUCAUUAUAUUUGAGCGAUAUUUAGCGACUAGAAAGAUAACCAAUUAUCAAGAUGAUAAGAAAUAUGGUAUAAUUUUGAUCAUUGCUCAAAUUAUGCUGUCUGGUCUAUUUUUAUCAAUGUUAUAUGAUGGAUAUAUUUUUGGAACUGAUCAGUUACGAGUAUAUUGCAUGGCUUCCAAUCCAAGUUAGUUUCCAGAAAUCGAAAUGUUUCUUAAGUGAUAUUUUUGUAGGCAUGUCAUUUUACAAAUCCUCAUCACUUCUUGGAAUCAUAUUUUCCCAACUCCUUGCGGUUUUUGGUCUGAAAUAUUUGAUCCGAAAAAAUCUAAAAAUCCGAAAAAUUUUCAAAGAUCAAGGUGUACACCUCCUUAAACGUUAUCAAGUUGAAGAAACUCUUCGUUCACUAAACACUCUAAAACAACCAAUUUAUACAAUGUUUAUCUCGCAAUUUUCAUUCACCUCAAUGUCAUUUUUUGGCCAAAGAUAUGGCUCAGGUUUUUCUCAAGAAGUAUACUAUACCAUUUUGGAAAGUUCUGUGCUUCUUCCUGAAUAUAGUGUGAUAUUUGUAUUGCUCUUCAUUCGGAAUAAUGAGAAGAUCAAUCGUGAAAGAAAAUCUCACCUGAACCAGAAAAUUAUGAUUGAGCCGGAAGAAUAUUUCAAUCAUUAUAAAAAUGUUUGGUGA